AUAUGUACAUAAAUAAAUUCAAAUAUAUAGAAACAGAGAAAUCGCAGUAAAAUGGAUUUACAUGAGCACUAUAUGCACAUUUCAACAAUAGAUUUCUCAAUCUUAGAAUUAUUAGAAAUUGCAUUUAAAGAUGAUCCAUUUUUAUUACUACAUCGGCUGAGCAAAUAUUACAAUACCGAAAUACAAAAAAAUAAUUUACAUGCGAAACAAUUAUAUACAUUUCAAAUGAUAUUAUGUUAUGAAUAUCAGCUUGUAUUUCAUACAAAAAAGAAACAUUCCAAAAGAGUGCCGAAUGAUUUAUGUCUUAAAACUAUAGAAAAUACUCUACUUGGAAAAAAGAAAUUACAAAAUUUUACUGAAUAUCCAAUUUUAUAUGAUAUUUUAAUUUUACAAUUAACACUUUACUGCGAUGCGUCCUGUAUUGAACAACAUUUGAUAAAUUUUCGGCAAUUAAAUGCUGAUAUUUUGAACAGUAAUGAAAGUAAAAUUUUUUAUAUGAAAAUACUAGAAUGUUUUUUAGAUUCCUUACAAUUAAAAAAAUUUUUAUAUAACAACUUGGAAUUAAAUCUACGGAAAUGUUUAAAUUCAAUGUACCUAGAAGAUAUAGUAUCGUGGUUACAAAUGAAAGAAAAUAAAGAAUGGCGAGUAUUUGCUUCAAUUUUGCCAAAAUUAAUAAAUAUCUUUGAUUUUGAGAAUGUUUUCCCAACCAUAUGGGAUUGUACUUUAAGUAAAUUAGAUGAUUUAAAAGAUUUAUUAUGUGCGCUCAGCAUUUUAACAGAUACAUGUUUUUCAUUGAACUUAAAAAGUAAAAGUCUCAUAUAUUAUGAUAUAUGUUAUAAAGAACAACUGUGGUUGUCAAUAAUACAGAGCUUAAAGUCUCCAAUACAGCAGCAUCGUAAACAAGCAUUAUUUAUAAUGAAACAAAUAAUUGAUUUCAUGAAUACUAUAAAUGGAAAUGAUUUAAAAUCAGAAGAAUGUACAAUUAUUCCUUUUGUAUGCAAUCAAUCAAUCAAAACAGAAAUAUCAAUAAAUGAUAUUAAACAAAAUUAUUUCUUGAUAUUAGAGGCACUGGAAGAAAAACAGCAUCAUCUUGUAUUGCCUGCAUUAACUCAUUUACCAAUUUUGAUAAAAGGAAAUGAAGAACAUGCUGCAUGUAACAAUUGCUUUAACAGUAUUUGGUUACAAUUAAUUUUUGAGAGAAUAUUAUUGCACGAUAAUAAUGCUAUAGUAAAACAAGGUGUAUUAUAUGUUUGUAAAUUACCUAUUCUUUUGCAAGAUGAUCAGUUUACAAAAUUAUUUAUACAUAUUUUAAAUAAUACCUUUUUAUAUGAAUGUCAAACUCAACAAGAACCAAAAAUAUUAAAUGAUAUUGUGACAUUAUUCGUGCAUGCAAAAAAGAACCAAGCUGAAUUUUUGAAUAAAGUUCUUCAAAUAAUGAAUGAAGACACUUGGGCUCCUAUACCAAUGUUUUAUAUGAUGAAAAUUUUAAGGACAGUUUCAAGUCAAGUAAUGAACUAUUGGGCAGAUGAACAAUUGAAUCUAAUUAAAUCCUUAAUCCAGAAAAAUUUAAGUAUGCAUUCUCGUCCAUUAAGGAUCGCAUCUCAAAUUGAACUUUUAAAAACAAUUUCUCUCUCUGUAAAGAAGAUUAAUGAUUUGAAAAUUGCAAUGAAUAUGUUGUUAGAAUUUUCUUUAGAAGAUAUUAUUGUACAAAAUUCAUUUUCAUGGAAUAUUAUGAUAUCAUGGCUGAAAGAAAUAUUAGAGGAAACAGAUGCAAUAAAUUUUAUUAAAUUUGUUUGUGAAGAAUAUUCUUAUCAAAAUUUGCAUGCCAAAUUCAGUCCUGCAAAAUUUGCUGUUAUUAUUAUUAUAUUUUAUGAUGCAGGUCUAAUAUUACAGCAAAAAGCAUGUCCUGUAGGAAAAGUACUCGAUAAUUGGAUGUCAUCACUUAAAGGGAUAGAUAUGAGACCCUAUGCAAAUGUUACACAUAUCUUUUAUAUAGUAGAAUUUAUGUCACAUUUGCUUAAUUUAAAUGGCAUAGAAACUCAAAGAAGUGUUAUACAAUUGUUGAAUUUGUAUAUUAAUGAUGCAUUAAAAUUUUUACUUAAAUAUAAUAAAAGCAUACCAUAUAAAUUUAAUUAUGAACAAUUAAACAGAUAUCUCACUGCAAUUGUUUUAAUUCUUAAUAAUGGAACAAAACUUUUAAUGGAAAAGGAAAUUUUAUGUUAUGUUAAAAAGUUUAAAAAUGAAAGUAUAACUAUUAUUCAAAAUAUAAAACAAUAUACAAACAUGCACUAUGUAUAUGCUUUGUAUAUUUUAUAUUAUACUCAAAAUAUUUUGUGCACAAACCAUACUUCAUUUUAUUUACAACCAUUGUUAAAUAUAUGUGAUAUUCACAUAUCUAAUAAUGAUGAAACAGAAGUGGAAUUUACUAAAAGAAAGAUAGCCUCCGAUUGUUAUAUAUUAUUUGCAAGGCUUUUAAAUCAAUUUCUAUCAAAAGUAGAGAUAGAAUUAUGGCCCCAAAAUAUUGACUGGUUUAAAAGUAUUUCCUAUUUAUAUGAAAUGGGAGGAAAUGAAAUUGUUCCAGAAAUAGCACUAAUAUUAAAAACAAUGAUUAAUAAGGAAACAAUAGGAGAUCUAGGAAGUAAAUCAAAUUUAAUAUCUAUUUUUACUACAUGUUGGAGAACUACUUUGUUGAGUACAAAAAAUAAGAUUUUCUUCCUAACAAUAAAAAAUCUUAUAGGAGUUAUUAUAAACAAUAAUUUUUUGGUAUUGCCCAAUAUUAAAAAUUUUGUAGACAGUUUUCUUAAUCAAUUACUUGAAGAAGGUAAUAAUGUGCCAAAAUUGAAAAAAUUUUUACUAAAUGAAAUGAAAUUAUUAAAUACAUGCUACAUAAAGGAUCUGCAAGAAUCAUUGUUAGCGUGUCUUCUUCAUGGACAUAUAUUUCGAAAAGAUAAACAAAUAGAAGAUCAAGUUUAUUUGUACAUUACAAAAAAUUAUCACACUUCUUAUCCACAACAUAUACAAAUAAUAGAUCAUAAUAAUGAUGUUAAUAUUAGAGCAGCUUCUGUUAUUUUACUACAUCAAAUAAUUAAUCAAGAUAAAAAAUUUGGAACAAUAUUUCUUCCAAAUGUCCUACAGAAAUUGGAAAAGUACAAAAAUAAAAGAUAUUUUAAUCACUCUUAUAUACAUAAAAUAAAGCAUCGAAUUAUGCAAAUUUUGUUAAUAAUACAGCCAAUUUUAACUAAGAAUGAUAAUGUGAUAUUGCAAGAAUUUCUUUGCAAUUUAAUGCUUUUGGAAAGUAAUCAACAUAGUGUUCGAAUAAUGCAAGAAUGGUUAUUAAUAAGAAUUUUUGUGGAAAAUAUAGAUUUUCAUGAUAAAAUCUGGGAAUUUUUUGAGAAGGCUAUUACAGCACGUCCAGGGUGUGUUAGUUCCAUAAUGUGUAUUAUUUAUCAUGUUUCAAAACUCCUAUCUAAAGAUUCCCAAAGCAAUUUUAUUUUAAUAGCAUUCAAUUACAUUCCACGUUGUUGUUUGGGACAACAAUAUAAUAUGCGUCUUUAUGCUCAGAUUAUCUUUGUAAAAUUAUAUAAAAUGUUGGAAGAAUUAAAUUCUGAUCAUGUUACAUUACAAUACAAAGGGUUGUACAAUGCUACAAUUGCAAGUUUAAAAGAUGGAUUAGCAAGAAAUUCAGGCAAAAUUCAGGAUGAUUUUUACCUUUCUACUUUCCAUCCUAUACUGGACUAUACUUUACAAACAAUUUAUUAUGAAUUACCUCGGUUGACUGAUAUGGAUAUGAGUGAGUGGAUAACUCCGUAUGUAUUUGAAAAUAUGAAUUUUAGAGAAUUAAAGGAUCAUUCUCUUCAGCUGUAUAAUUUAAAUACAUCAUUAUCAGAUACUAAAACAUCAUCAUUUUUAAUAAAAUCUUCAGGUGAUACAGAAUCCUUUGGAAAGAAUGGUAAUAUGGAAUUUGAAAAAUUAAAUGAUAUUCAAAAAAAAAUUAAUCCGUUGUCUACCAAUUUGUCACAUAAUGAUGUUUUUCCAACAAUCAGAGAAUCCAUUUCUCAUAAAAAAAUAUUGGAUGAAGAAGGUCUUAUAGUUGUAGCUUGUCUUAUUAGUCGUACUCCAAAUUUAGGGGGACUUGCCCGUACUUGUGAAAUUUUUAAUGUCAAAGAAUUAGUUAUUUCUAGUAUGAGUCAAAUUAAAAAUAAAGAGUUUCAAAAUCUUAGUGUAUCAGCUGAAAAUUGGAUAACUAUUACAGAGACAAAACCACAUGAAUUAUGCAAAUAUUUAUUGAAUAAAAAAGAUAUGGGAUGGUCUUUGGUAGGAGUAGAACAAACAGCUAACAGUACAAAUUUACUAAAUAUGAAAUUUGAGAAAAAGACAAUUCUUAUUUUAGGAAAUGAAAAGGAUGGGAUUCCUGCCAAUUUGAUACCUUUAUUUGAUACCUGUAUAGAAAUACCACAAGUAGGUGUGAUACGAUCAUUAAAUGUUCAUGUUACUGGAGCAAUAUGUAUAUGGCAAUAUGCAAAACAACAUAUAUUAACAUAAUUCUGUUUUUUAUUGUAAUUAUAUAAUAUUAUGUCUAAUGUUCAUAAUAUUAAUGUUUAUAAAAUUAAAAUUAUAUUUAUGUGUA
This is a messenger RNA of Frieseomelitta varia, 4627 nucleotides long. RefSeq names its product probable methyltransferase TARBP1. The record is from RefSeq and is a predicted model, not a curated record. The coding region runs from base 52 to 4542 and encodes 1496 amino acids. Gene Ontology annotation, molecular function: RNA binding; tRNA (guanine) methyltransferase activity. The transcript is spliced from 10 exons. NCBI's taxonomy places the organism in Eukaryota, Metazoa, Arthropoda, Insecta, Hymenoptera, Apidae. Gene Ontology annotation, biological process: tRNA methylation.